This is a messenger RNA of Lobosporangium transversale, 1266 nucleotides long. RefSeq names its product SAC3/GANP/Nin1/mts3/eIF-3 p25 family-domain-containing protein. The coding region runs from base 1 to 1266 and encodes 421 amino acids. Gene Ontology annotation, cellular component: nucleus. The record is from RefSeq and is a predicted model, not a curated record. Lineage: Eukaryota; Fungi; Mortierellomycota; Mortierellomycetes; Mortierellales; Mortierellaceae. The transcript is spliced from 7 exons.
AUGUCAAAAUCGUCAUCACCAUCAGCAUCAACACCAUCUACGCCGACAGCAUCCUCAUCCUCAUCAUUAUCAAAAGAAAAUUGGCCUCAAUCACUCAAAAAUUAUGUUGUUCGUUUUUUUAAUACGGUUUCAGAAGAAGAGCAAGAUGCUGCACAAGAGGAAUUGAAAAUAAUGGUCGCACGAUAUCAUGCGGAAGGAAGGUUGUUUGAUAUCGACUGGGACAAUAUGGAAAUCCCAAGGAAAUACCAUAGAAAAAAUCGACGAACAUCGGAAUCUCCAGAGCGAGGGACAGUGAAGGCAUCUGAACUUGCGCGGCGUGAAAAGCGUGCCCGACGUUUCGAGUCGGAAGCUCUUGCACAUAAAAAUGCCUCACGAAGCCAGUAUGUGUCGUAUGCUCUGCCGGUCAAUAAAGAUGUUAUUGAUUUUGACAAGCAUACGAUCGUUGGCACCUCGACAAAUCUGGAAAAGAGGUAUCUUCGUUUAACUGAGGCACCAGAUCCAUCAACAGUGCGUCCAUUGCACGUCCUUCGUGAAACUUUGGAAUUAUUGAAGAAGAAGUGGCAUAAUGAUGGAAACUAUGCAUAUAUCUGUGAUCAGUUCAAGUCAGUACGUCAAGAUUUAACGGUUCAACGGAUUAAAAAUGAAUUUACAGUGGCUGUGUAUGAAAUUCACGCCCGAAUUGCUUUAGAGAAAGGUGAUCUUGGAGAAUUCAAUCAGUGCCAAACACAACUGAAACAAUUAUAUGAGGAAAAUCUGCCUGGUAAUGUGAUGGAGUUUACAGCGUACAGGAUCCUAUACCAGCUCCAUACCCGUAACCCUUCAGAUAUCAUUGCUGUUAUGCGAUCAUUGACUCCUGCACAAAAGCAAGAUCCUGCAGUAAAGCAUGCUCUUGAAGUUCGUACAGCGUUAUCAUCAUCCAAUUACCAUGCUUUCUUCAAGUUAUACCGGACUGCGCCGAAUAUGGGACCUUUCCUCAUCGACCAAUUUGUCGACAGGGAGAGGGUUCAAGCCAUGGCGCGGAUUGCAGUAGCAUAUCGACCAGGUGUACAGUUAGAUUUUUUGACAUCAACUUUGGGAUAUGAUACAGCAGAAGAAUGCUUAGAGUUCUUGAAAUCUAUUCGUGUCAAUCAUUUGUUGACGAAGAAGGAAGCAGAUUCAACAACGGGCAAGGGAAGUUACUUGUAUCUGGAUACCAAGAGCGCUAUUCCCUAUUUAAACGAAGCCAAAAAGAGAUAUCAGACUGUUGAUCUCAAGGGACAAAUCUAA